AUGACGACUACCAAGCGGGCUUACAAGCUACGUAUCCUUUGAAGUUCGCUUUCUGAUCUUUCCCCGCCCGGGCUAUUUUGAAGUUGUGAAUGCCUGAAUGAGGAGAAGCAUGAAUCGCACUCCACCCUCCUCUCUCAUAUGAAAAAAUGGAACUAUAGUCCCAUUUUAGAUGCAUUCGCGUCAACAAACCUCGAGCUUUUUUUUUUGUCUCAUUGACGUACAAUAAUGGAGUCUUAUUGAAUUCGAUUUGCGACUUACUUCUUUAUCCGGAACGAUGGUCUUCCCUGUUGUUGCUUUUGGCAUCAACGAGUAGGCAUCACUUUCUGGGGCCAUUGGAGUUAAAUGUCUGUCUGCCCUUGACUAACUGUGGAACCAGAGGAAUUUGUAGCUCACGCUUCUAGUGUCAACUGUCUGAAGAUUGGAAGGAAGACAUCGAGGGUUCUUGUCACUGGAGGGGAAGAUCAUAAGGUUAAUCUCUGGGCUAUCGGAAAGCCCAAUGCCAUAUUGGUUAGUAAUCCCACUUCUCAAAAAUUCAUUAUCUCUGAGUAUUUGCCUUUCCUGAAUCAGAGUUUGAGAUUUUUUAUGAAUUUUGUGGUUUCUGUUGUGAAAGAAUAUUUUUAGACUUAUUUUGUUUGGGAUUUACAGAGCCUUUCAGGUCAUACAAGUGCCAUUGAGUCAGUGAGUUUUGACUCUUCUGAAGUAUUGGUUGCUGCUGGGGCAGCAAGUGGCACAAUAAAGCUGUGGGACUUAGAAGAGGCAAAGAGUACUAACUACAUUUGCCAACACUUCAUUUUCCUCUUACACAAUAGAAAACAGAUGGUUGAUUCUUGACAAGGCUAUUGCGUUUUUUGUUUCUUUAUGAUUGCAGUUGUCCGCACUCUUACAGGGCACAGAUCAAAUUGCAUAUCAGUUGAUUUUCAUCCUUUUGGGGAGUUCUUUGCUUCUGGCUCCCUGGACACAAAUCUUAAGAUAUGGGAUAUCAGAAGGAAGGGGUGCAUUCACACCUAUAAAGGCCAUACGAGAGGCGUUAAUGCCAUCAGGUUUACACCAGAUGGUCGCUGGGUUGUCUCAGGUGGGGAGGACAAUGUCGUGAAGGUAUGUCCUCGUACCGCCUAUUCUUGUUUCUAUGAUGAACCUUUUUGCAUGUGUGUGUGUGUGUGUGUGUGUGUGUGUGUGUGUGUGUGUGUGUGUAUUUAACACCAUCAAUUAAAGGGUACCCAAUUCGUCAUUUUUUUCUUAUUUUUAUUUACAGCUCUGGGAUCUGACUGCUGGAAAACUAUUACACGACUUCAAAAGUCAUGAUGGCCAGAUACAGUGCAUUGAUUUUCAUCCUCACGAGUUUCUGCUGGCAACGGGUGAGGCAGAUAUUCUCUAAUUGGGUUUAUAAAUUACUCAGAUUAUGAUGUUACAUUGUGGUGGUGGCUCAAACAUAAACCAAUAGUUUAGAGAAAAUAUUUUUUGCGAAAAAAAAGACGUUAUAGAUGAGAAGAAAGAUGGAAAAAACAAAUAUGACCUAUGUUAAGUGAACCAUCUUUAUUUACUAUUACCAUGAUCUUCUCAAUCUGUGAUUCUUUUUCGGGGAGGCCUUUGCAUUCUAGCUGCGGUUCUUUUUUGGGGAGUUGCCAUGGAUGAGGGUUUUUAUUGGUUGUGAUACCUGUAAGAGACUAGGUGUUUCUUUUCUUCAUAUCAUUAAUGACUUAGGCUGAUGCAGAAUCUUGUCUUGAAAUACAUGAUCAACUUCAAGCAUGAAAUAAACACUCGAGUCUUCCCGCACUAGUGUCCUCAUUCUUAAAUUGAACCAACAGCGUAGCCAAGACUGCAAAACUGUAUUUUCAGUUCCUCUCCUCUUAUUCCCUGCAUUCCAAAGACUGUUGGUUGAUAGCGUAUGAUUCUCUCCUUGCAAUUCCCCGGUUUUAAUUCAACAUGAUGAGGUUUAAUAACUUUUGUUGAACAGUGAAAUAAUUUGGAGCUUGCCGGAUUAGAGAAGUAGCGGCAUGCAUGCGAAGGAUAAUUGUAGAGCGUUAUUCUUUGGUCUCAGAGCGUUGCCUAGAGAUUAAGCAAACCUGCUGGUUUACCAUACUCUUAGAUAAAACAGUGGUAUUCUGUUAUGGCUAUCAAACAGACACUUUCCAUAAAAAGCACUCUCUGACUUUGAAAGAAAGCACAUCUUGCUGGUGGAGGGCCUGGUUGUUUUGCGGGAUGCCAGGGUGCAUAAGAUACUAUAAUUUGAAGGAACGACGUGACUCAAAACUUCAUGUUUGUCUCUUCAGUUUAAAUACGAGCAAUCAUGUAACUUAAUUCUGUUUUUUUUCUAAUAUGGAAGUUGUUGUCAUAAUCAACUCCAUACAUUUUACAUGGUUUUUGGUGUCCCAAAUCUUACGUUUGUUAAUUCUCACUUGUGCAGGUUCAUCUGAUAGAACCGUUAAAUUCUGGGAUCUGGAAACCUUUGAGAUGAUUGGAUCAUCAGGACCUGAGGUAAUCAAUGUUUUGUACGUAAUGCUAAAUAUUAAUCAAUACCAGCUUCCAAAGAUGUUUACCUUUUUAUUUUAACUUUCAGAAAGUGUAUUGGUAUGGUUUUCCAUGAGAACUAUGAUUAUUUUGUUUGGAAUUUUCACUUCCACUUAUGUGUUGAACGUAGAAGAACCUUAGAAAUGUAUGUGUUCUCUAUUUGAUUUCAGGACGUCGCCAAUUUCAUUUUAAUCAAUACUUUUCGGUCCCAUAAGUACACAUAUAUCUUGAUUAACUGGACUUCAGUUGUUGGAACGAAAUUGUAGGGAGAUAAUAUCUUAAGUUCUGAAUUUUGGUGUAUUCUCUUGUCUUAUUUGUAAUCCUACUUUUUUAGGCUUUUGUUUUCAGUGACCCCGUGCUUGUUGGCGAAUUUCUAUUUUUCAAGGUUAUAAAUUAUCACUUUCUGUAGACUUACUUCUCUUGUCUAAUUUAUGAUGUCUUAGAAAAAUGAAGUGAAAUGCUUUCGUCCAUCGGCAUAAUUUUUGUUCCCUAUGGUCUGAUGCCCAUAAUUUGCGUAAUAAACUGAUUAGUUGCCUGUCCAACUUCGUUCAGACUAGUGGUGUUCGUUCCAUGACUUUCAACUCCGAUGGGAAAACUCUUCUCUGUGGAUUGCAUGAGAGUCUUAAGGUAAAUCCCUCUUAAGUUACUAGUUGAUCCGUCCAAUGUAAGAUCCUCCUCCAUAUUAUCUUUCUUCAAACUCGAUUAAUAUUUUGACAACAUAGGUACUUUCUUGGGAACCAAUAAGAUGCCAUGACGCGGUUGAAGUCGGGUGGUCCAGAUUGUCCGAUCUCAAUGUGCAUGAGGGGAAACUUCUCGGAUGCUCUCAUAACCAAAGUUGUGUUGGAAUAUGGGUUGUGGACAUCUCGGUAUAGUUGAUAUCUCUGUUUUCUGCGUUCUUUGUAGCAAUCUACUAGUUUAAGAUUUUUCAGACUAACCAUUAUUCUUCUGAUGGAUUAUUUUGUCUAUUGUUAUCUCUAUUUCAAAAAGCAAUGUAGAUAAUCCUUGGCUUAGUGCGAUCUAUUUUCUCUUUCUAGCUUAUUUUGGUUAUUUGCCGACGUUUUCAGGGCAAAUGCUAUGCCCUCUAAUUUUAGAUAAUGUUUGUCAAUCUAUUUUGUUUUCCUGGUAUUUUUCUCACAAAGUUAUUCAUCACUAGUACCCUUAUUUUGCAGCGGGUGGAGCCAUAUGCAGUUGCUCCUCCAAAGUCAAAUGGUAGUUCUGAGUCAAAGUCUGUGUCCAGUGGAAGCCUUUCUCUACAAGUUGACAACACUGUGAAGGCUGGUAUAGGAAGGUUAUCCAUUUCACAAAAUACAGAGCCUGUGGCGAAGGAGAACAAAGUUGUGCCAUGUAGGUUAUUUAUUUCUAUUGCUUUUUGCUGCCGUAGUGUGUCAUUUUUUUUGUGGUAGAAUAUUAAGGCAGAAGACAUUUUUUCUGUGUCUUAUGGCAAUUUUGGUUGAACAUGAAGCCACUGGGAGUGUCCCUGGAACUCCUCAAAGAGCAGGAUUGAACUCUGGCCUGAAGGUGACUUCAACAAGUUCAGUUGCAGCUCCUAGCGUUGCAGCACCGAAGAGAACUUCAUCAAAAACAAGUCAAGCGAAUAUUCAAGUCUUUAACAAAUCUGAUGUGGUUCCAGUGAUUGUCCCAAGAACUAGCCCAAGAAUAGAGCUACCUGCUGAAUCGAGGAAAGAUAUUGGUAUUGGAAGGACAGUGCCGUACAGUGUUCAACCAAAAUUGACAGAUUUCCGGAAGCUAACAAACAAUAGGGAUGACUCGGAGAAGACAGGUUUCCCUGUUCAGAGUCUCAGGAAUGAAACGACGGGCUAUAAAGGAAUGGAAUCAGACGAAUCUGUGGCUGAGAAUUUCCCAUCUACAGCCAGCGUCAAUGGCGCUAAUCAACCAGCAAUUUCUUCUGCAAGGAAUUCAAUUGAUGUUAGAUCUAUUGGAAUGAGCAAGUUGGGCGCAAAUACGCUCGAGUCAAAUGCCAAUCACCAGAGCGAAGAUUGUAUGCCCUCUAUAGUUUGUUAUUUUGCUUCCUUCAGCAUAGUACAUACAUUGCUUUUAGACAAGCAUCUUAAAAUGCUCUCAGAUAGCAUUUAUUCACAUACUAGGGCUUUCAUCAGCUUCCACGUUCAUUUUUCCUCUUUCACAAAAGGAAUUCAUGCCAAUAGUCAUAAUAUAUUCAAUAUCUUGCUUCACUUUUGCCUCUGUAUCAAGGAUGAGUUCAUAUUAUUUUUCUGCUCACCAUUAAUGUACCAUAAAAAAAUGAAAACAAACUAAUGGAACGUGCUUUCUUGGAAUGCUGGUUCGUAAGACCAUGUGUAUUCGUCUUUCUAAACUGAGAUAAUUUGGUGUGAACAUCUUCUAGAUUCUUACGAACCUGUUUAAACAUUGGGCAACGUCCUGGGUGAAAAAUUUACCAGAAGAACCAUACAUUUCCCGUCAAAUAUAUGAUUUAAACUAGUUAUUUUCGUUGCUACACCUUCAUUGUUUGCAAUGCAUUUUUUAUCUAAAUUUGUGAAGUCUCUUUUCUUCUUCUUGUUUCACAGAAUGAAAUUAAAUUUUCUCCCAUUUUUGUUUUAGAUGAUGUUAGAGUACCAAAGACGAGAGAUGUGUGCUCUGUAGAAGUUCCUAGAAGAGGUAUAACUUUCAUUGUUUCUUAUCAUUGAUCUUCCUAGAGAUUUACUUAAAUGUCUGGUGUGCUUUUUAUGCCUUUCUGGGUGCAACUAGGAAGGGCGCAUUCUCUUGUUACAAAUUGGGAAAAGAGGGAGCGAUCACCUGGUUCUGAAGGUCCGACAUCCAGUAACUCUUUAGAUACAAUAAGAGUUGCCAAUCCUUCAUACACCUCGGUAAGAGACCUUAUUUUAUUCGAAUUUAUGUGAUAGAUUGCUUCAUAUUGGUGCCUGUGACUGAUAGUGUGCCCUUGUAAUUUAUUCAUCUUUUACCCCCCCCAGUACCCUUUGACAUGCCGACUGCUAGAUUAUUGUGGGAUGUUUAACGUUGGUACUAUUCAAUGUUUUUCUUUUAAUACUAGUAAGAGUAACUGGAGAGUGUAUCAAGAAUGCACCUUUCUGAUUGUCAUGUAUAAGAUGCUAUUAUUCAAAAGGUAUGUUAAAUUUUAUGGAAAAGGGACAUAAAGCUGAUAUAUUGUAGCCUUAAUGACCUCUCUAUAAGCUAUCAUUUGAGAGUUUUUUUAUAAAUUUUACUAUUGAUUUGUGGGGCUUUAAGUUGCCUUAGAUGUUAGAAAAAUCACUUGGCAUUAUCAUGACUGGGGCCCGCUAUACGUUCUUAGUUUUGCCUCGUCAUUUCAUCAUGUCAUGGUUAUAUAUAUAUAUAUAUAUAUAUGUCCAUCAUCAUGUCUUUUUUAUUGCAUCAUCUAAUGACCGUUACCAACAUGAUGUUCCUUUGCCUUCUUACUAUAAUGUCUUUCUUUGCACAUCUAAACGACCUCAAAUAGCUUUCACGUGUCCCUAUUGCUGUCGCUUUUCUAUAUCUCUAAUAAGCUAAUUUAAUGCAUUAGUUCUUGUCUUCCUUUCUCAAAUUUGGUUUCUCAAGUCUUUUCAUUUAGGUGCUCUUGCUGUCAUGUAAAAAUUCCGUUCAAUCUAAACCUGGUAUAUGGUUGUUUAUUGGCAAUAUGCUACCGUUAAUCAAAUGAAUCAUUGAUAAGAUUGUCUCUGGAUACUCUUUGGCGUGCAAGUACUCAUGCCUAGUCUUUUUCGUUUUUCUUCACAGUCAUUCUCCUGGCCUGGUACUAAGAAAGUUGUGCUGGUAGCUAUAAGCUGAUCUUUCGCUUUCUUAUGUUUAUUGGAAACAUUUUAUCUAUGUAAACUAUCUGCUUCGAUAUCCAGCAAUUGUCUAUCAAUGCAGCAGAUAUGGUGCCUUUUUUUUUUUUUUAACUUGCAUUUCGGAGAGAGACUUUAAGCUGAGACCUGACAUCCUUUUCUCUCUUCCUCUUGCAUUUUACAGAGACCCCACGUUUCCUCUGCUGAGAAACAGACAGUGGUCGCCACUGAUGAGGAUGCAAUUGCUAAUUUAUUAGGACAGCACGAGCAAUUUUUGUCAUCUACACAGUCUCGUCUAACAAAGCUGCAGGUCAAUCACAAACUAUAUACUUUCUCUAUAUUCUAUGUUAGUGACUAUAAACUCAAAAUUUUGUCGGUAUCUAUUUCUGUUCACAUGGUAUGGCCGAGAGAAGCGACUUAAAGAAUUAAUUGAUACUCUGAAUUCCUGACAAACGCUGUGUGUAUCUAUCGACUAUGGCAGGUUGUACACCGACUUUGGACGCGGGAUGAUGUGAAGGGUGUCAUCAAUGCAAUGGACAGGAUGUCAGAUAAUACUGUAGGUCCCAGAUGAUUCUGAAUCUAUAUUUUUCUUUUCUUUUUUCUCUCUGAAAGUAUCGCUAUUUGUCUCGUGAUCCUUUGAUUGCAGGUUUCUGCAGAUGUAAUCAGUGUAUUGGCGGAGAAGAGUGAUGCUGUCAGCUUAGAGAUUUGUACUUGCCUUCUACCACUCCUCACGAGUCUUCUUGAUAGCAAGACAGAUAGGUAUACGUCGUUCCCACAAAAUAUGUUGCUCUGUUGUUUUAAAGUCCAUAUCUUUUGAUGGUCAUCCUCAUUAUUGGGGGAAAAAUAACACAAGGGUCUGGGUAGAUCAUCUAUUUUUGGUAUGGAAAAAAACUCAAAUAUGUUCAUUAAUCAUAGAAUAGUAUGCGAAGAAAUUGCUCUGCCUGAUUCAGUUCUAGGUUCCGGUGUAUGAGAUUGGUGGAGAUGUAUGCUUCAAAAUUGCAGCUUAUGGUCGAAAUCAACAUGGUUAGGAUCCUAGUAAACAGAUGCUCUAGAUGCCAGUUUUGGGUGUCAUGGUUUUUUAUGAUGAUUAGAAUGAACCUUCUUGUGGAAAUUAUUUCAGUCUUCAUCGAGUAUCGUUGAAUCAAAACCCCUGUUAUCCUCGGUGAACAACUUGUCUGAAGUUUUUCCUGCUCCUUUAUGUUGCUACUUUCUUGCGGCAACCCAUCUCUUCACAUGGAAGGUCAAUAAAACUCCCUUGGGUGAAAUCUCUCUCUCUCUCUCUCAACUUCACCUUUACCUUGGGCGGUGAAACUGUCCCAAGGCUUUCAGAUUUCUAUGCGUAGUUGUCAGUCUGCACCCAUUUUCAUAGUCAUAAAAUUACUAGCCUCAUUGAUAUGAUUCAAACUUUUGAGAUGGACUGGCCGCAUCCAUUCUGACGGGAAUGCGCCAUUUAACAACGUGAAUUCAGGCACGUAAGCAUUUCUCUGGAGAUGCUGCUGAAGCUUGUCAAAGUUUUUGGCUCCAUGAUCCACUCAACUGUAUCCGCAUCUAUAUCUGUCGGUGUGGACCUUCAAGCAGAACAGAGGUUCGUCCCCUCUCCCUCCUCUCCAGAUCAUCAACAUGAACUCUCACAUGCUGACAGGCUUACCUCAAAUUCCUCACAAAACAGGCUGGAGCGAUGCAACCUGUGCUUCAUCGAGCUUCAGAAGGUUAAGCAGUGCAUACCUUCCCUGACGAGGUCAGUGGGCAUUCUGAUUUGGGAAUCACCUCCAUAUUUUCCAUGAGAUGGCAAACCUACCUCACUGAUUGUUGUUCAUCUUCCUUCCUUCUCAGAAGAGGAGGGUCCAUUUCCAAGACUGCCCAGGAGCUGAACCUUGCCCUGCAGGAAGUAACAUGA
Spirodela intermedia is the source of this 8181-nucleotide messenger RNA. The record is from the annotation of a GenBank genome assembly. NCBI's taxonomy places the organism in Eukaryota, Viridiplantae, Streptophyta, Magnoliopsida, Alismatales, Araceae.